UUCUGCUUAUCAUCUGCACACAGAAACACAGAUAGAUCUUAAUGAGUUAAAAUAUAGACAGUGGUUAUAUAUCUGUGAUGGUUUAAAUCGUUCUCUAAGGAAUGCCUAAUUGCAAGUCUUCUCCUGUUGGUAAUUCUGCAAACACACCAAGAGAUCACAGUAUAAUUAAAUGAAAAAAGAUUAAACAAGAGAAUUCUUGUCUCUACUCUUCAGAAUCUCCAGCUGUCGGAUGACUACAGUACAUCUGGUACUCGCCUUGUAACGUCAAAAUGAGUUUUACUAAGGAGAAUAAUCUCCAAACACUGUCAAAAGAGAAGCCGUAUUACUGUACAGAGUGCGGAAAGAGUUUUAGUGUGAAAGGAAGUUUCGUUAAACACCAACGCACUCACACUGGAGAGAAGCCUUUUUCCUGCUCACUAUGUGAAAAGCGAUUUACUGAAAAAGGAUCUUUAGUGACACAUCAGCGGAUUCACACUGGAGAAAGGCCUUAUUCCUGCACCGAAUGUGGAAAGAGUUUCAAUCAAGCGGAUACUCUCCGUAGUCAUCGGCGAAUUCAUUCAGGAGAGAAGCCAUAUCGCUGCGAGUGCGGAAAGAGUUUUACUGGGAGAGGCAAUUUUAUAAAACACCAGCGGAUUCACACGGGAGAGAAACCUCAUUACUGCACAGUGUGUGGAAAGAGUUUUUCUCAACUUGGAGGGUUAUUGAGACACCAACGAAUUCACACUGGAGAUAAGCCUUAUUACUGCGCAGAGUGUGGAAUGAGUUUUAAACAACAGAGUCAUCUUCAAAUACACAAGCGCGAUCACACAGGAGAGAAGCCGUACCACUGCUCAGAGUGCGGGAAGAGUUUUAAACUCAAGGAAACUUUGGUAAUACACCAGCGGACUCACACUGGAGAGAAGCCGUAUCAUUGCUUUCAGUGCAGCAAGAGUUUUACUGCGCGAAGUAAUUUUGCAAGACAUAAGCGCAUUCACACCGGAGAGAAGCUGCAACACUGUUUAGAAUGCGGGAAAAGUUUUCUUAACAGAAGUAGUUUAGUGAAUCACGAGCGCACUCACACAGGGGAGAAGCCGUAUUACUGCGCAGAGUGCAUGAAGAGUUAUAAAACCAAGGAAGCUUUAGCAAUACACCAGCGGAUUCAUACUGGAGAGAAGCCGUACCACUGCUUACAAUGCGGCAAGAGUUUUACUAACAAAAGUAAUUGUGUGAAACACAAGCGCAUUCACACAGGAGAGAAGCCGUAUCAUUGCACAGAAUGCGGGAAGAGUUAUAAAUCUAAAGAAUAUUUAGAAAUACACCAGCGGAUUCACACUGGAGAGAAGCCGUAUCACUGCUUACAGUGCGGCAAGAGGUUUAAUUACAGAAGUAAUUUUGCGAAACACAAGCGCAUUCACACAAGAGAGGAGCCGUUUCACUGCACAGAAUGCGGGAAGAGUUUUACACAACAGAAGCAUGUCCAAAGCCAUCAUUGCGUUCGUUUAGCAGAGGAGAUGCUCAACACUGCUCAACACGGUCAGGAAGAAGAAAUCUUGAAACAAACCAUCGCCAUCAUACAUAUACGAGAAGUUGCAUGACUGUUAACCCUGUGGACUAAGGUUCAUUUAAACAUGUUCAUUUAAUGCAUACAGAUGAAUUGUCAAGAAAUUUUAUAAUAAUAAUAAGUGUGAUGAUACUGGCAUCAUGAUUUAAUUUACACUGAUUCUCAGACUGUUUAGAACUAAAUUUAAACAAAAGUUCACAGUCAUAUUGUCUUACAAUUCUCUUCAUCUCUGUUCAGUUUUUAAUGUAUUAGUAUUGUUAAAACAUUUAAAAAAUGUUUUUCAAAAUGGUCUUGUUAAAACCGAUAGCUGCAAAAGUCCAUGUUUUAAUUUAGUUAAUUCAUUUUUUUAAUGAAUGCUUUGUUGUAAAAUAUUUCUAAAUAAUUAAUACAGAACGGUCUGCAUGUUUGUCUGUAUUAUAAUUACAAACGUCACAGAAUUUUCUUAUCUGAUAUUUUACCACGUUAUUUAAAUUUACUCUUAGGCAUUUGGCAGACGCUCUCAUCCAGAAAAAAAAUUGCUUUGAAGCUUUCGUUGCUGAAUAGAUACACUGGGUUACAGGUUAUUAACUAAGUGCCAUCAUUCAAACACAAUUGAGAAGUUUGACUGGGAAGUUUUUUUUUUUUGGUAGGGAGGAGGUGGGUGGGACAGGGGGAUUAGUCCAAGUAUUAAUAUGUCAAACAACAAUUGAUUAAUCAUUAGUAAUUACCAGUAUCUCAGUGUAGUUUUACUGUAUGUAAUGUGGUGCCCAGUUCAUGUGUGAAAAUGAUUCCUCAUGCUCCCGGAACCACUCAGUCGGAGUCCUUACAGUCGAAACUUACAGUCGGAGUCCUGGAAUAUACCCCAUGGAAUCAGGGAAGAAAAACUCUGUAGAUGACUGUGAUCAAACAACAAUUAAAUCACUCCUUCAGCCACCGGCCGCAAUCUUGGGGUAACUGUGGACAAUCAUCUGUCGUUUUUCCCACACAUCGCUAACCUUACUUGCUCUUGUAGAUUUCUUCUUUACAAUAUCAGAAGAUUUCGCCCAUUUCUUUCUUCACAGGCUACUCAGGUGCUUGUUCAGUCCCUUGUUAUUUCAAGACUGGACUACUGCAACUCACUCCUGGCAGGCCUGCCUCUGUCCACGAUUCGUCCUCUGCAACUGAUCCAGAAUGCAGCAGCACGUCUCGCUUUUAACCUUCCCAAGUUCUCCCACACCACCCCACUCCUUCGCUCCCUGCACUGGCUUCCUGUAGCUGCCUGCAUCAUAUUUAAAACGCUGAUGCUUGCCUACAAAGCUAAAAAUGGCCCAGCACCCACUUACCUCUCUGCUCUAAUCACACCACACACUGCACCAUGUUCUGUCUGAUCCUCCAGCACUGCUUACCUCAUCCCGCCAUCUCUCAGGGAUCGAGGGCGGCAUUUAUCCAGAUUCUUUUCUGUUCUGGCACCUAGGUAGUUCCUCUAGAUCAGUGGUUCUCAAACUUUCAAGCCAGCGAACCCUAAUUGAAGAUCGACAAGAGCUCGCGACCCCCACUAUCAAAAACAAGCAAUAAACAGAACAAGCUGUUCACAGUAUUUUGACUACAUUUACUAUACAUCAAAAUAAUUUUGGCUUACCUUUUAAUGGGAAGGGUUUACUUUUUUUUUUUUUUACUUUUUUUUUGCUUGUUGAGCAAUCGUGUUUGCCGGGCUUUAUACUUUCAUGAGCAAGCACUUCUGAACAGAUUACACAUUGAGGGAAAUCUACGUUGUCAACAGUAGAGCAAGUGAAUCCAUACUUUAUGAAUUCUUUCUGAUAUUUUCGACGUUUCCUUAUUUGGUCUGACGGGGUCUUGCUCUUAUGCUUGGUCGAAGUACUUGGUUCAGAUGACUCAGGCAAACUGUUCACAAUUUCGCUGUGCGCUGUAGCAAUAACUAGUGAGCCAGUCGCUGCACAGUGACGUCAUAUCUUUAAGUCACAAAUUUAUUUUUUUAAACACUCAAUUUAAACACUCACACUCAAUCAGUAAUAUCUUUACAAAUCAGAAAAUAUUUAUUUAUAGCAUUUACCUGUAAUACUGAAAAGUGUGUAUUAUAAUCACAAAAAAGACAUAAUUUUUUAAUCCCUCUCACGACCCCAUGAAAUUAUUCAGCGACCCCCAGUUUGCGAACCACUGCUCUAGAUGUCCGUACAGCUCCAGUACUCGGACUUAUUCACCCCCCCCCCAAAAAAAAAAACUCUCUCCAGUUGUUUGACUAAUGGCACUUAGGUAUUAACCUAGUUAACUAAGUGUAAGUAUCUAUCCAGUGAUGUAAACUUUACAGCACUUUUUGUAAAUCUGCCAAAUGCCUAAAUGUAAAUGUGAUAACCUGGUCUUGAUUCAGUGCAUUCAGGUCAUCAGCUGACUUUAUUUUAUUGCCCCAUAACGUUGCUGAGCCAAGAACUAAGCAACAUUGAACUCUUUGACUCCUUCAACCAUUAAAUCCGCUAAGCCUCAUACACAGCAGGCUGUGAUGCACUGGGUAUUUUGAUGCCUUUCUUUUGUGGCCUUUUGUUUGUGCUACAUUAGCUUUUCUGUAGAAUUGGGCAGGUGGGCUGGCCUUUGGUCCCCGUUGGUGUAGACGGACCUUAGGUGUCUAUGAUCCUGUCUUCAGUUUACUGGUAUAUAAUUGAUGAUCAAUGAUAUUAAAUUAAUCGGUUGGCGGUGUCAUGGUUGAUCAGUGUAAAGCUGUGCUGUGAAAACACUUUCUGUUCACACAAUUUCCUUCAAUUAGUGAAGCGUCUGUGGUCGGAUCGAUUUCCAAUUAAUGCUGUAGCUUACCGCAGCCUGGGGCCUAGUGAGAGCUGAUUGGCCGUGCUCUUUCAGAAGGGUGGAAUGGAGGGACUUAGCGCUCUCACAUCAAUCACGACUUCACAAACAAUUCGAUUUAAUUAGGUUUUAUUUAUAUAGCGCAUUUAACAAUUGUCAUUGUAGCAAAGCAGCUUUACAAAAUCAUAAAAAAAUAUUUAAAUUUGUAUGGAAUGUGAAUGUGUAUGAAUCAAAAUGGAUCAGUUAGCCCCUUGUGAGCAAGCAGACUCAACAGGGAACCCAUCCUUAUUUGGGUGAAACAGAAAGCAGGAAUUUAUCUGCAUUCAUACUGUGUUAGGUGGCAGCCAGUUUAGCUAUAACAGUUGAUUUAGUAAUUGAUAUUAAUAUGGAGUCCAGGUAGUUUAUUGGAGACUCAGGUAGGCUUGUAGGAAAUUCCAGUCCUGAAGUAUCAAGCAACUGCAGCCAAGUCAAGUCCUCAGAGAAACAGCUGUGAACACCAGUCGAGGCCAGAACCGUCUUCAUGGUACAGUGAAACUAUCCCCAGCCAGUGAAUGCGCAUCUCCACUUUGCUCUUUGGUGUGUGUUUGUGUUUUAGGUCUGAAUCUUUAUAAACAUUAAGUGGGGAAAAUUAUGUUUGAGAAAACAACAACAAUUAAACACUUGAUCAUUUGUGUCUGUGCUAUUUUGUGCUUAAGUGACCCAUAUAUAUUUUUUUCCUAGUUUAAAAAUGCUUUGGGUUUUACGAACUUCAUAGACAAACUUAGGAGGAGUGGAAUGUGAGAAAGGUAAAGUGAGAAAUCUUAGUGGAGAAUGUACUGACUCCCCCACUACUGACUGUUAGAUUGUGCUAAGAUGGGUUUUUUUCGUCUUGCCAGCGCGCAAAUGUGUUUGUGGUAAAUCCAGCUCAGACAAACCUGACGAAUGCAGAAGCACACACACACACCUGUGGCACUUUAACCGUUAGUGCAUCAACGUUGUCUUGUAAAUUGCUGAUUAAACCUAUGAACAAAGCUGUUCAAAAGAAAUACUAAACAGACACAUGGUCUAUUUUGUCCGCAAGUGAAAUACAUCAAUUCGCUAAUAAUUUACACCAUGAUAACAUUAGUGCAGAAGGAUCUGAAGAGACUUGUCUCUAUGACAUCAUGACUUUAAGACGUGCAGUAUAUUCAAACCGUAAACAGUGUUCAUUUUGCUGAACAUUACAGAACAGCCAUGUCCAAAUAAACAGUGCAUCUUUAAUAAGCCAUAUUGGUUUU
Clarias gariepinus (North African catfish) is the source of this 5565-nucleotide messenger RNA. RefSeq names its product zinc finger protein 418-like. The transcript has 2 exons. Gene Ontology annotation, molecular function: DNA-binding transcription factor activity, RNA polymerase II-specific; RNA polymerase II cis-regulatory region sequence-specific DNA binding. Gene Ontology annotation, biological process: regulation of transcription by RNA polymerase II. Lineage: Eukaryota; Metazoa; Chordata; Actinopteri; Siluriformes; Clariidae. The coding region runs from base 270 to 1574 and encodes 434 amino acids. The record is from RefSeq and is a predicted model, not a curated record.